GCUCAGCUGAGGGAGGGCCGGAGAGGAGGGGGUGAGGUCAGUGGCUGACGCCGCCAGCAGCCCCAUGGCCAAGGAAAGCAAGCGGGGCUUGGCUCUGCCAGCUGACAAGGUCCUGGCCUUGGCACACAUUUCCCUGGUGGCCCUCUCCCUCAGCUUGCUGGGCAGCGGCUCCAUUCUGGCUGUGGCCGUCCGCCGAAGGAGAUGCUGCUGUGACCAGCUCCGGCCUCUUGUCCUCCUCUCGCUUGCUGACUUUCUGGGUGCUGCGGUGCUGAUCUCCACCCUGGCUGUCCACCUACUUCCCAACCACCCCUUCGGUGCAGCCCAUAGGUUCUGCCUGUAUGGGCUGGUGUUUGGCAUGAUGUUCUACACCAUCUCUCUCCUGAUGGUGCUUGUUUAUGCCUGUGAAGUGAACCGGGCAGUCAGAGGCUGGAGAGUGACCCAGUGCUCCAACACGCAGGAGAACAGCUCCUGCUUCCCCAGAGUCCAGCUGGCCCUGCCCUAUGUCCUGGUCUGGCUGCUCCCUGGCCUGGUGGUUCUGGCCCUGCUGGUCCUCCGCAGCGGGUCCCUGGGAGGCAUGGCCCUUCUCCAGCCUUCGCCACAGGCAGGCAAGGACUCCUCGGGGGGCUCCAACCUCUCCUGCUCCAGCUGCCUGAUUCUCAUCCACCUCUCCCAGGACACCUGCUAUGAGCACUCAGGCAAGGAAAGCAACAUCUUCUUCCUUGUGUUUGUGGCCUUGGUUGUGUCCGGCUGUGUGGUAAGUGAUGUGUGUGGCCUGUCCUCUUCUGUGGUGUUGACUGCUGGGCGGGCUCCCCCCACGCGUCAGGUGCAGCCACUCAUUGUCUCUCCUCGUCUAAGGGGGCCAGUGGGGAGAGGAGGUGGGGUGUGCUUUGCAGCAGCCCAGAAGGGAAGCCAGCUGAGGCAGAGAAUUGGCCAGGCCCCGAAGGGGGUGAUAGGGACGCAGGGGGCCAUACUUGCCCAACACAGCGGAGACGUUCCUUAG
Messenger RNA from Candoia aspera, 1000 nucleotides. RefSeq lists its product as uncharacterized. The record is from RefSeq and is a predicted model, not a curated record. Bases 65 to 1000 code for a protein of 311 amino acids. Gene Ontology annotation, cellular component: plasma membrane. Lineage: Eukaryota; Metazoa; Chordata; Lepidosauria; Squamata; Candoiidae. Gene Ontology annotation, biological process: adenylate cyclase-activating G protein-coupled receptor signaling pathway. The transcript is spliced from 10 exons. Gene Ontology annotation, molecular function: G protein-coupled receptor activity.